AAAGAGAGAGAGAGAGAGAGAGGCAAAAAGGGAGACUGGGGAGCAGGGGGCUAAAAAAAAAAGAUAGGCAGUGACAUAGGGAAGGAUAGAGGCGGGAAGAAGAAAGAGGGAAGGGAUGAAGAGGAAAGAGAGAGAGAGAGAAACAAAUAUCUAAACCAUCGAAUUUGCUCAUCAAAAUAAUGUUUCAUAAUAAGUUUCCUGUUGGAUAGACAUGCACGUAUGGGUCUUAUACAAACACCAAGAGGGGGAAGCCGGGUAAGGAACAUUAAGAGAGGGAGAGAGAGAGAGAGAGAGAGAGAGAGAGAGGGGGAGAGAGAGAGAGAGCUACAGCUAAUGACGAAUACUCCUUUUAUCACCUGUUUCACAUAAUCCCAUGGGCACACCACACGCAUGGUUCAUUCCUGCUGAAGACUUCGUGGUAUACCUCACCAUCAUGCACCUUGAUCAAGUCCAAGUUGAUCAAACUCCAGUCUGAACCUAUAGCUCUAGUCUGGCUUAUCGAUCUACAUCUGGGCCAAAUUUGGACCAGAUUCAAGUGAAGAGACCGAGGAUGAAUUUUGACAGUUUCGUUUACUUUCGCUGACUUUUAGUGAGGCCGAGUAUAGAGGAACGGUGUGAGUGUGUCGAUGUAGGGUCCAUGUUUGAUGCCUGCAUGCUGCUGCUGGAUGCUUUUUCAUAGAAAUCGAGUUUUGUUUAGUGGUCGCUCUUACCACCACCAUCAUCUUCUCCAGAUUUCCUCAUCUUGCAUAGAUUAUAACACGCGAACAGAGCUCAUUGAAUAUGAACUGUACAUUUUUAAUGGCCAGUGAAAUCUGACCUGAGACAACUAGCAUUUCAAUAAUUAUUGCCUGCAUGGAAACUUUGAUGUUGAGUCGAGAAGUACUGUGCAUUACAUUUGAAACUUUAACUGUUUCAUGGACGAAACUCAUCUCUGCAAGACCGAAUUUUCAAUACCAGGAGCGUAUCAACUAUCAUCAUUUUGGCUAGCCACUUUUGAUGGCAAACUGAUGCUUUCAUAGUAAACUUUCAGCGCAAGCGCAUUAAGCGUCAUCGUCAGACCGAAAAUAUUAAUACAGUGUGGAUGCCGCCAAAAUAUUAACAUUCUGCUCGUUUCCUGUUUGGAAGGACUUCGUGAACGUGUAUGGUUUCCUUUGCAUAUUUUUAUGUUAGCGAGUAAAAAAAAAACUGCUCAUACUAUCCAUUACACCCAACAUUGAUAUGCUGGUACCUUUAUAGCCGUAUACAAUCUGCACAGUAACGUCUCUAGAAAUGGUAUUCACCAGUGUUGUUUAGGAGUCUCGCCAUACAUUUCGCGCGUUUACAUUUUCUUUCUGAAGAACUCGAUCGUCCAAAAUGCCUCGGGUAUAUUUUACGGUGGUCAUCUCUGGGACGGCUUGGCUUUCCCUCGCCUUUCUCCUCUUCUUCAUACAUCAUGAGAACAAGCAGAUUAUGGGGAAUAUCAAACAGGCCAUGGUUGCCGACAUAGCAGCGGUCGGACCGCCUGUCAUCCACCCGCACAAUGUCCACGAUACGCGAGGAGGUGGACUAACAAGAAAGUUGGACGGUAACGACGAGGACCUUGACUCGGUCCUGGGCCAACUGGACAAGGAUAUCCCCCGUUUUGGUCCAGGGGAAGGGGGCCAACCGUUGAUAUUGUCGGGCAAGGAUAUGGAGAAGGCCAAGAAGAGCAGAGACCAGCAUAAUUUCAACCUGGUGGUCAGUGAUAAGAUAUCUUUGGAGAGAACCGUCAAGGACACAAGAGAUUCAAGGUGCCAGGACAUCACAUACCGGUUCUCCAAGUUUCCCACAGCCAGCGUGAUCAUCGCCUUCCACAACGAGGCGUGGUCGACGCUCAUGAGGACGGUGCACAGCGUCGUCAAUCGUACACCACGCGACAUCCUUACCGAAGUCGUACUCGUCGACGACGCGAGCACUGAUGAGGACCUGAAGAAAAAACUCCUGAACAUUCCGAAAUCGGUACGGGGCAAAGUGAGGUUGGUUCAUACAACGCACAGGGAAGGGGUGGCCAGGGCGAAAAUGAGAGGGGCCAGAGAGGCACGCGGAGAGGUUCUCGUGUUUCUGGAUGCGCACUGCGAAGUGAACACCCAUUGGUUGGAGCCGAUGUUGGACCUCGUUCAUCAAGGCCCGACCACCGUCGUUUCGCCGAUCAUUGACAAGAUCGACCCCGAGACGUUUGGUUUCGAAGACGGCUCCCUGGCUCGGGUCACCUUCAGAUGGAGCCUGGAGACUCGACGGAUCCCGCUCAGUCAGAUCGAAAAAGCAGAGAGACUCAACCCACUGGAGCCCGUUAGAUCACCCCUCACCAACGGAGGGAUCUUUGCCGUCAGUAAGUCAUUCUUUGAGAAGAUUGGUGGCAUUGACGCAGGGCUUGACGGAUGGGGAGCUGAUGGUCUCGACUUCUCUAUGAAGACCUGGAUGUGCGGUGGUUCAGUCUACGUAGUACCAUGUAGCAGGGUGGGUCACGUGACUCGUCAGGUGCCUCCAUACUCGUUCCCAGGUUCCAUCCAGACAUCGUAUCAGCGUAAUUUAGUCAGGAUCGCCGAGACGUGGAUGGAUGAAUACAAAGACGAGUUCUAUUCAGCAGUACCAGAUGCCAGAGACAGGUAUUUCGGCGAUGUUUCGGAGAUCAAAUCUUUGAGAGCACGUCUGAGUUGUCACAGCUUUGACUGGUAUCUAAGUCACGUGACACCGUCUCUCCUAGCAACCGCAAACAACGCAAGAAGAGCAUGGGGUCGGGUUCAUAAUCAAAACCAUGAUGUGUGUUUCAUGCCGAGCGAAGAAGGCAAGAAGUUGGUCCUAGACAUAUGCAGCAAUUACAAUGAAAAACAGGCGUUAUUACUCACCAAAGAUUUUGAGAUCCGUUUUGAAGAUUUGUGUCUGGAUCUCUCAGACUACAGAGUAGGGCAGCACGUGACAUUCGAAGCAUGUCACGGAAUGGCGGGAACACAAGAAUGGAUACAUUCCAAGCCUGGUAAAAUAAAGCAUCGUGAGAGUGGAUACUGCUUGGAUGUAGCGAUCGGACGGAUCUACAAACCACAACUCAUGACGAACGAAUGCAAUGAUUCAGGAACGCAGAGAUGGGAGUUUAGGCAUUAUACGAAACGAAUGAAUCAUUGAGAAAUUGAAUAUUUUCACCAUCGUCGAGUAUUAUUUUGUGCAGUACUGGAAUUCGCUGUGUAUAUACUAUGAUGACGCGCCGAUGUAUACACGAUUGAAAGGAACAAAAAGGGAAACACAACCCCACUACGCUCUUUCGCAAAAAAAAAGUGCUAAAACAAUUACGCAUUGCUUCCACUCUGCAAUUUACAUGCGCUUUUUGAACGAUAUGCAACACUACUUGCUGACGGGCCCUAUAUAAUGCGGCAGAGACUUGAAAUGCAUUGCUAUAAAAUGGACACUACCUUACAUAAGACUGUCUUAUUGACACGCGAUUAAUCUUAAUCUUAAUCUACUUGUAAAUCUAUGAUAUUUUGAAAAUGCAAUCAUUUGUUACUAUUUUUGUGAAUAUGAAAUACCAUUUCAUCCGAGUAAGCCAGUUACUGAUAAAGAAAGUUGUGUCAUUGGAAAACGUAACAUACACAGGGUAUUUUCCCCAUACUUGUACCAUUUUUUAAAGAGAAUGUACAUUGUAUUUGGCUUAUUCAGAAAAUAUGUUGGCUUAUACAUAAAGAAUGUUGAUUUCUCGCUUUUUAUUGAUGUACUACAAAUGUGACAAGCAAAGUAGUUUUUAUAAAAACAAAUAAAAGAAUAAAGUAAAUAAAA
This is a messenger RNA of Strongylocentrotus purpuratus (purple sea urchin), 3783 nucleotides long. RefSeq names its product inactive polypeptide N-acetylgalactosaminyltransferase-like protein 5. The record is from RefSeq and is a predicted model, not a curated record. The transcript has 10 exons. Gene Ontology annotation, cellular component: Golgi apparatus. Lineage: Eukaryota; Metazoa; Echinodermata; Echinoidea; Camarodonta; Strongylocentrotidae. Bases 1354 to 3138 code for a protein of 594 amino acids.